UAACUACAGUGAGUACGCAGCGAGAAAAAAGCAAACACGUCACAACACUUUAGCCGUAGUCCCACGCGUAACAGAGACUAGGACAAAAUGGCUAAACAAGUGGCUGAUUUUCAGGGCAGCAAGCUCCAGUUCUACCAGAAGGUGGCGUUAGGCAUCAUCCUGGGAGCCGUGCUCCUCUCCCUGCCGGCUUUGUGCGCCGGCCAGGGCAAUCCCAGUUUCAAAUACUCGCGGGAAGCCAACGAAAACUUCGAUCCGCAGAGCGCUCCGCAGGCGGGGCACCAUCAUCACCACGACCAUGACCAUGGACACGACCAUCACCAUCACGACCACGAUCAUGGGCAUCAUCACCACGAGCACGAUCAUGAUCACGGCCACGAUCAUGGACACCAUCAUCACGGGCACGGAGAAAGUCACACCAAGUCAAAGCCGGCUUUAGAUAUGAGCACCAUUUGGCUGCACUCCAUCGGCUCCACGCUUCUUAUCAGUGCCGCUCCCUUUGUGCUGCUGUACAUCAUUCCCCUCGACAACAGUGAGGCAAUGAAGCCGCGUCUCAAAGUUUUGCUGGCCUUCGCAUCCGGCGGCUUGUUGGGCGACGCUUUCCUGCACUUGAUUCCUCAUGCAACGCAUCCUCAUAGCCAUGGAGAACAUGAUCACGACCACGACCACGAUCACCAUCAUCAUCAUCACGAGGGAGAGGAACACGAGCACGCCCACAGUCACGACAUGAGCGUUGGCCUGUGGGUCCUUGGUGGAAUCAUUGCCUUUUUGUCGGUGGAGAAACUUGUUCGCAUCCUUAAGGGCGGUCAAGGAGGACAUGGGCAUAGCCAUGGAGCUCCAAAGCCCAAACCAGUGGCUCCUAAAAAGAAGUCUUCCGACAAGGAAGACAGCGGAGAUGGAGACAAACCUGCUAAGCCAACCAAGACCAAGUCGAAGAAACCAGAAGCCGAGCCGGAGGGCGAAGUGGAGAUUUCUGGCUACUUGAACCUCGCAGCCGACUUUGCCCACAACUUUACCGACGGUCUGGCCAUCGGUGCCUCAUACUUGGCGGGCAACAGCAUUGGCAUUGUGACCACAGUCACCAUUUUGCUGCACGAAGUACCCCACGAGAUUGGCGAUUUUGCCAUUCUGAUCAAGUCGGGCUGCUCCAGGCGAAAGGCGAUGAUGCUGCAGCUGGUCACUGCCCUCGGAGCUCUGGCGGGCACAGCGCUGGCUCUCCUGGGAGCUGGAAGCGGAGACGGCUCCGCACCAUGGGUUCUGCCCUUCACCGCUGGCGGUUUCAUCUACAUCGCAACAGUGAGCGUUCUGCCAGAGCUGCUCGAGGAGUCCACCAAGCUGAAGCAGUCGUUGAAGGAAAUAUUUGCUCUUCUCACCGGCGUAGCACUUAUGAUCGUCAUCGCGAAGUUCGAGUAGUGUUUAAUGUUCGAAAAGUUAAUAAAAAAGUUAUAAUAGCGCGGCGAUUCAAAUUUCUAAUAUUCCAAAA
Messenger RNA from Drosophila suzukii, 1480 nucleotides. It is a transcript of the gene Catsup, whose product is annotated as Catecholamines up. Gene Ontology annotation, biological process: zinc ion transmembrane transport; intracellular zinc ion homeostasis. The record is from RefSeq and is a predicted model, not a curated record. Gene Ontology annotation, molecular function: zinc ion transmembrane transporter activity. Gene Ontology annotation, cellular component: membrane. Lineage: Eukaryota; Metazoa; Arthropoda; Insecta; Diptera; Drosophilidae.